ACUACAAAGGAGCGUUGUGAACCGUACUUCCGUAAAUACACGCAUCAGGUUGUAUGGAUUCGUCCAGAACAGUUCGUUCAGGCUGCUAUUUUGAGGCGAAUUGCAGUUACAUUAACAAAAAGUUUAGACGGGCGGUCGGUGCUAUAACUAAUCAAGCAGAAGAUGCCCAAGGAAUCUGAUGAGUCCUCCAAGCAGGAACAGAGCAAGAUUGACAAGGACGGGACAGAAAACUCUGUGGAAACAUCAGAAGAGAUGAUCCGGAAGAGGAUCAGAAGAAAUACUCCCAGUCCUCACAGACUCACCCCUCAGUCCAGUCCACCCAGGUUUGUGUCAGUGGAAGAGCUAAUGGAGACAGCCAAAGGAGUCACUAAUAUGGCACUGGCCCAUGAGAUAUUAAUGAACAGUGCUUUUCAAGUCAAGCCUUAUGAGCCAGAAGAGGGAAGUUUGGAGAAACGGGUCAAGGAAAUAAUGCACAAAGCAUUCUGGGAUUGCCUUGAGUCACAGCUGAAUGAGGACCCACCAUCGUACAGCCAUGCUAUCACACUAGUUGGUGAAAUUAAAGAGACCCUGCUGUCUUUUCUGUUGCCAGGACAGAGCCGGCUGAGAGGGCAAAUUAAAGAGGCCCUGGACCUCUCAUUGAUCCAGCAGGAGGCUGAGAACGGAGCUCUAGACAUCAGUAAGCUAGCCCAGUUCAUAAUUGACAUGAUGGGCACCUUUUGCGCACCUUGCCGUGAUGAAGACAUCAAACAUCUGCGUGAAAUCACUGACAUUGUGCCCCUUUUUAAGUCUAUAUUUGCAGUGCUGGACAAGAUGAAGAUCGACAUGGCCAACUUUGCUGUAAGCAGCCUGCGACCUCACCUCUUACAGCAGUCGGUGGAAUAUGAGCAGAAGAAAUUCCAGGAGUUCCUACAGAAACAACCCAAUGCUUUGGAUUUCACAAAGAAAUGGCUCCAGGACACAUCAGAUUAUGUAACCGGUGGAGCAACAUGCACACCAAACUCUGCUCAACUUCCUCUAACUAUACACAAUCAUGCCUAUUUACGCCUGUUAAAAUGGGACCAUGAUACGGAGGCUUUUCCGGAGACUCUUCUCAUGGAUCAGGGCAGAUUUCUGGAGAUGCAACAGGAGCUGGAGCAACUGGCACUUGUGGCCUCAGUCCUGCUCAUAGUCUAUAACAGUGCCGGCGAAGCCAUUUCUGGACUCCCAGGCCUGAUGGAAAGACUGAAGAAAACCAUUAAGAUUCUGUUAGCAGAGAUGCACACUUCGUCCUUUAAAGCAGAUGAAGCCUUUGCUGCGGUUGCAGAAAAAUUGUGUGUGGAGCUCAGAGGAUGCUUGUUUUGGCAUGGCUUUUCCCCAUUUCCUUCUGACAGAGAGAACACGUUGAAAGGCCAAAUUUUAGCUGUGAAGUCUGCGGACAACCCCAUACGCAAGGUCAUUGACUCCCGAAUCCAGACAUACCUACUUGGCUUCCUGGAGUCAAGUGCCCUCCGGUGCGCCCCGGCUCUCCCUGGAGGUCUGACACCCAUCGGCAAAGAGUUAGAGGAGAUUGCUGUUAAGCUGGAACGAUUGGUGACCUUCAACAAGCUAGUUUACUCUCUGUUCUACCACAAGAUCCUCCAAGAUAUUCUGAAACAAGGGGAAAGUUUAGAUGUGUAAACAAAACACCUGAAAUACUUACCACUAGUGUCCCUGGCUUUCACAUUCUGUAGCUAUGUACAAAUUAAAGUGUCUGUAAAAUAGCUAAUCAACCCCUUAAAGCUCACAUGCUAGCACUAACAGAUAUUUAAGGGUUAAGAAUCCUGACCUCCUCUCAUUGGGUUCUAUAUCAGGAAAUAUUUAUGAAUGUAUCAAGACAUUUGAAUUGCCUAAAGCUUGGAUUACUUUAGGCAAUAACUGAUAACUGUUAGAAUAGCGUACUGAAAUGUAAUAAAGGAGGACCUUGCAAAUACUGUUAUUGUGUGCAACAAAAUAGAAAAGGAAUACUUGCAUUUUACACAUUUUUUUUUUUUUUUUACAUUUUAUUGUGUAAGGAAGAGGAUGUACAGUACAGCAUUUGACUGGUGCCUUAGUUUGUGAAGUGCCACCCAUAUUUAAGUGCACAUUUUUGUCUUUACUGCUAAUUUUAGCCUACAGAUUACUCCCAUGUUGUUCCCAUGUUCACGGGAAACUUGGAACACCAAGCAUGGUCUUUUUAGAGUAUUCUUGAUUUUUUAAAAACAAUGUUUCUGUCAACACUGAGCAUGUUUUACAGAAGACAACUUCACCUCACAAGCAGCUGUAUUCCCCGACAGCCCCAACUGCACAUUUCUCUGUUCUGCUCUCAUGAACCUCUAAGGUGUCUUAUUAAUACAGUAUUACUAAUGGUUAUUUUGAAUUGAAUGCUGGCUCCCAAUAAAAAUAGUUAAUGGAGGUGUGUAGAAGCA
Messenger RNA from Cyprinus carpio (common carp), 2423 nucleotides. RefSeq names its product T-complex protein 11-like protein 1. Gene Ontology annotation, biological process: signal transduction. NCBI's taxonomy places the organism in Eukaryota, Metazoa, Chordata, Actinopteri, Cypriniformes, Cyprinidae. The record is from RefSeq and is a predicted model, not a curated record.